Molecule: messenger RNA, 2011 nt
Organism: Drosophila mauritiana
Lineage: Eukaryota; Metazoa; Arthropoda; Insecta; Diptera; Drosophilidae
Exons: 4
Coding region: 140-790 (216 amino acids)
Source: RefSeq, a predicted model, not a curated record
GUUAGUUGGCCAAAGCCAACGGCUAUGUUAAGUGGCCUCCAUACACACAGAUACGCACGCAUACAGGCGCACGGAGAACAGGGUUGCCUGCGCGCCUGCAGAUAUGCAAAUGGGUAUAGAAAUUUAAUUACUUGCUGACAUGUUUGGUGCCUUUAAAUUGGCAACUUGUUGGGUAAAUUAUGCUCGCAUUAUUUUAUUCUCACCUAUGUAUAUGCUGGCUUUUCAAAAACUGACAAUAUGUAGGAGAAAAUUCAAGUCUAUAAUAGCUGUUUCCAACAUGGCUUUGCUAAACAAAUUCUUUUGUUGCUACUCGAUCAGCACUGGUGUAGUUGUGAUAGCAAGUUCCUAUGUAAUACUCGAUUUACUUCGCCUGUUCUAUCACCUGACUAUCUUCUAUUUCCCAGGGCCUGUUUUUCGACAGUGGUAUUUCGAAAAACACAGUGGCGACGAUGUCCAUGAUCUAGUCACUGUCACAAUGAUGAAGAAUCGUAUUCAGGUUAUCCUAGUCCUGCUGGUCGACCUUUUGACGGAUAUUGGACUGCUUUUGAGCGUGAAUUCUGGUCGAAUACCCAUAUUGAUUUGGAUAUUAAAAACGAUCUUUUUGGCCCUCGUCUACUUGAUCGUUAUCCUGUCCCUUUCAUUUGCCUAUAGCCACCUUUUAUUGGCCUUGAUUUUCAUUCCCAUAUUGGCAAUGGAAAUAUAUUUCCUGUUGAUUGUGGCCCUGCAUUUUGUGGAACUAGGUCUAUCGAGUGACGUGAACGACGAGAGUCCCGAUGAAACAGCCGUCUAAGUUCUGGAUGGUUUUAUGUGCUAUUAAAGAGAUCCUCAAAAAAAAUAAACACAAUCGUUAAAUUAACGAUUUGCCAUGCGAACAACUCGUUUAAACUGCAAAGGAGUGCUGGCCAAAGUGCGAGGGAAUCGAGAUGGUGGAUAAUCCAGCUGGGAAUGCCCUUAGCCUAUCAAUGUUUCCCUUUUUGCAAUUAACAUUUGUGGAACACACGUAAUUACAAGAUUACGAUAAGUGAUAAGCGACGGCAACGGCAAGAAGGAUCCAGAAGUUGGCCAAAAGCAGUUGGACGGGUUCGCGAUGCGUUUUGUUGUUGCUCUUGUGGCAGUUGCAUACACAUAUAUUUGCAUAUGCCAACCGCGCUGCAUAUGGUAGCCAAUUUGCUGGCAAUACCAAAACCAAUUACGCAAAUGCACUGGGAAAUAGAAUUUAUAGAAAAUUCUUUACAAAUAUUCGAAGCAUUUUUGGUUAAGUAAGAAGCUGUUUCUACAGUCAGCCAGUUUGAAACUACACAGCAUUUUAUUUUCUUCUACAAUCCUAGUUUUAAAACUAAUAAAUCGGGUUAUUUUUCUCUGUGUAAAAUAUACGCACAACCCUAUCAGCCAACACACAGAGGUCAGUGCCAGGCCAACCCGCCCACACACAAAUCUGUGGUCAGAGGAGGGCGUUCGUCGCGUUGAUGAGCAGGAUGAUGCCAUGAUGCCAUGAUGCGACGAUGAUGAUGUGGAUGCAACCGAACUGCCGGGCGGCAGGCAGGCACAGAUGCAUUACACAAACGCCGGGCUGACCACACCACAACAUUAUUGUUUAAAUUGCAAAGUGAUACAUUUGUGCCGGCGGACCGAGAGUUUGCCUUUGGUUUUAGCAGUUUGCAUACGGAAUGCAGAUGGCUCCCAGGAUGAUUGGGUUAGUUAAAGCCCAAUUGUGUUUGCCGUUCGUUCGGGCGUUUCAUUGGGCUUAAGUUUAAGCAGAUAUUUGUAUGCAAUUCCUGGCAGGAAGCUGUUUAACAGCUAUGCAUUUCGAUAGCAAACUAAAUCAACAGCUUGCUACUUGUGGAAAGUUUAAGCGAGCUUUGAAUAGUAUGAUUAAAGGUUAAGUUGAUUAAUUGCAAUUCAAGAGCUCAUUUGGUGUCAUUCCUUGCGGGCAGUAUGUUUAUAAUUAUGCAAAAUUAGGUAACAUUUUAGGGAAUUAUUACUAUAUUACAUUGACAUAAUUGUACCAUUG